AUGCACAAUCAGUGCCGUGUUUUCGAAUCCUGUUUCCGCAAUGAAUGCAAAUUGGAUUUUAUUGAUUGUCCAGGUGGUGUUUGUGCACCGCAUCACGUUUGCGUAGCAGGCCGAUGUUUGCGGGAUCCACUAGCACCUGCAGAGCUUUUGAUCAUUUUAUUCGAGGAAAUUCAAGGAAAUUUUUUUUUUCAGAACUUUGGAUCGUAUAAUUACUAUGGAGGUCUCCAAGAAUGCACUAAUCGAGGCGGUCAUCUUGCGUCGAUACAUUCAUUUGAAGAAAUGAAUUUCAUAAACAGUCUCGCUCAUGGUAGUACUUAUUGGAUUGGGCUGCACAAGGAAGGGAAUGGUUUCAGGUGGGAUGAUGGAACGCCGGUAGAUUACUUGAAUUAUCGAGGAAGGGAGCCUGAUAAUUGUUGUCCUAUAGGUGCUGCUACCUGCACCCUAGUCAAUUAUAUCGGUAGUGUUGGCCAAUGGGACGAUGCUGGAUGUGGUGUAGCAUGGAAGCCACGCCAUACGAAUAUUGUUUGUAAAAGAAGAUUGGUUUAA
This is a messenger RNA of Dracunculus medinensis (Guinea worm), 546 nucleotides long. NCBI's taxonomy places the organism in Eukaryota, Metazoa, Nematoda, Chromadorea, Rhabditida, Dracunculidae. The record is from the annotation of a GenBank genome assembly.